AUGAUAAGCGAAUUUCUAACAGAGAUUGAUAAACGUUUACACUUGCAACAAGGUAAACCUAAAGGAAUUAAGCAAGUAUUAAUAGAACAUGAAAAAUGGUUGCUUGGAGGAUUUGUUUUGGAAUGCAAAAAAUGCAAAGAAAAGAAUCAAGACACUCAAAGUUAUAGCAACAGAAAUUGUGUGUCGAAAAUCUUUCUUCCAACCACGAAAAAGACUUCAAGUACAAAAGACAUUGAAAAAGAUGAUGUAAUUGGUAAGAGUCACCGACUAAUGGUUCGCGCUGGGCUGAUAAGACAGUCCUCAUCUGGAGUGUAUUCGCUUUUACCAUUAGCAGUACGCUCACUAAACAAGAUAGAAAAAAUAAUAGAUCUUGAAAUGACAAAUAUUGGUGCACAAAAAUUAUCACUUCCCAACUUAUUAAGUGCUAAUGCCUGGAAACGGACAGGACGUUGGGAAUCAGCUGGUAGCGAGCUAUUUCGCCUUAAAGAUAGGAAGGAAUCUGAAUUUUGUCUUGCACCAACGCAUGAAGAAGAAAUUACUCUACUAGUCGGACACGAGGUUGCAUCAUACAGACAACUUCCAUUACGAUUAUAUCAAUUAGGUAGAAAAUAUCGUGAUGAAAUGCGACCUCGCUAUGGAUUACUCCGUGGACGGGAAUUCAUCAUGAAAGACCUAUAUACGUUUGACGUUAGUGAAGAGGAUGCUCUAAGAACAUAUGAGGAGGUCUCAAUUGCGUACAAAAAAAUUUUCGAAAAGAUCGGAGUUCCAUUUGUUAUCGCAGAUGCAGAUUCAGGAAAUAUUGGAGGGACCAAAUCACACGAGUUUCAUUUUUUAUCUUCAGUUGGAGAAGAUUUGAUAUUAACUUGUCCGCAUUGUGGAUAUUCAGCAAAUGAAGAACGAGCACAUGGACUUGUUCCUCCAUCAAAACAAAUAUCUUCUCAUGUAAAUCAAAAGCCAACGUUUAACUUUGGGAUUAGCAAAAAUAAUAGACUUAUAAUAAGCAUAUUAGAAUUUGAUCGUGCUUUAAAUGUAUCCAAGCUAAAAGCUGCCAACUCCGAGAACUUCGAAAUCAUUCAAAUUAGAAAUGAUAAUAUAGAUAUAAAAGAUAUUCUAAGUAAUAACAAUUUCGAGGCAGUUGAUAUUUAUGUUGACAAUACUUUUCAGACAAAUUUAUCCGAUUUAAAGUCCAAUCAACUAUUCAACAAUAUUAUCUCUGAAAUACAAUCUAUUGGUAAACAUCCUAUCAGUAUACAUCAUGGUGACUUUCAUAACACUUCUCCAGGUGAUGAAUGUCCAGUAUGUUCCUCAUCCUCGGUUCCAAAUCAUUCCGAAAGUCUUUAUCCUCUUUUUGGUCAUCGUGCCAUUGAGGUUGGUCACACUUUCCUUUUAGGUACGAAAUAUUCAGAACCUUUAAAGGCUACAUUUGCACCUGAAGAUGUUGGAGAACUUAGGCCAAUUCAAAUGGGAUGCUACGGUCUUGGGAUUUCCAGGAUACUUGCUGCAAUUAUCGAAACUUCGCAUGAUGAGUAUGGUAUAAUUUGGCCACCAUCUGUUGCACCUUAUAAAGUUUGCAUUAUUCCAAGCUCAGAUGAACCAUUAAUACAGGAAUCAACGCGAAAUUUAUUCGACUUGUUAACUUCAACCAGCCAUGAAUUGAAUGGUGAAAUACUUAUCGAUGAUAGAACCAAUUUGUCUUUAGGUUACCGUAUAAAGGAUUCUGAGCUAGUUGGUUAUCCAUGGAUGAUGAUAUUAGGAAAGAGAUUUUUAGAUAGCGGAAGGGUUGAGGUACACGAAAGAAAUACUAGGCAAAGAAUUGAUUUAAAGUUUGGACCGGGAAUUAGCCGCAUUAAUCGUAUUAAUGUAAACAAUUUGGUUGAAAGGAUUAAUAAAAGAUCCGAAGGGCAAGAUGUUCCCGAUACAAAAGUACAUCAUGUUAUUAAACCGUCCUUAAAAGUUUUAAAUCGUUACCAUCCAGCGGCACAAAUUUUACAAAAUUCCGCUUUAGUAGUAGCCAGACAGUUGGAAAUGCUUAAUGUCUUUUUGGGUUUUGAACAGGCAAAUAAAUAUGCUCUUCUUGAUCCCGAUGGGAAUUGUGUAGGAUAUAUUGCUGAAGAGGAAUCUUUUGCUUCAACUAUAUUAAGGCAAAUUUUCAGAACGCACCGAAAAUUUAACGCCAUGAUUAUAGAUUUGGAUGGUCAAUUGAUUUUGAAUAUUAGAAGACCAUUUGCUUGGAUCAACUCUCGCAUGUUUAUUAGUACUAAUGAAGAACAAUUGAUUGGAGAAGUUCAUCAACAAUGGCAUUUAUGGCGAAGACGAUAUAAUUUGUUUAUCAACCAAAAACAGUUCGCAAGGAUUGAUACUGGUUUCUUAUCGUGGGAUUUCAAUGUCGAAGAUGAACAUGGAAGUAUUCUUGGAAGCGUUAAUCGUAAUUUUUCAGGUUUUGCCAGAGAGAUUUUUACUGACACGGGACAAUAUGUAAUAAGAAUGGAUUCUGCACAAAGCAGUUUUAGAGAGUUGUCGUUAGAUCAACGCGCUGUUAUACUAGCAGCGGCCAUCUCUAUAGAUUUUGAUUAUUUCUCGAGACAUUCCGGGAACGGAGG
Funneliformis geosporum is the source of this 2600-nucleotide messenger RNA. Lineage: Eukaryota; Fungi; Glomeromycota; Glomeromycetes; Glomerales; Glomeraceae. The record is from the annotation of a GenBank genome assembly.